AUGUCACUUCUCUCGGCGCAUUUUGAGCAGAUUGCUAUCUCAUGUCAAGGAAUUGACAGUCUUCCCUUCCCACCACCCAAGAUAUUCACCAAUGCCCUUCUAGCCAACCAUGACAUCACAUCCCUAAUUCGCGACACCGAAGCGCACGAACGAGCACUCUUCUCUGUCCCGCCCCCGCCUCCACCACCCACAUCUCAGAACCCAGAUCCUCCGAAACAGUCCGGGCGUCGGCAGACCGUUUUCAAUGUAGCAUCCGGCGAGGUCACGACAUCUGGUAGCAACACGGGUCGAAAUGUAGGUGCCCCGCGACGCCACACGGCUGUGGCAGCCGUUUUAGGCGGCGACCUACAUGAGCAGAUUCGCCGGAGCGAGAGACGUAGUGGAAGGGAUGACGUCGAUGUCGAGGUUCUACUCAAGGGAGCGGAGAAGUUAUGCGGCGUUUACCCUUUACCAGGUGCUCUGGAGCGGAUAGCAGCGCAACGAUCAAAGUACGCGCAUAGUCGUAGCACGCUGGCAUACUAUGAAGCGAAAGUAGCUGAACAGGCCGAGGCUAUAGGAAGAAUGAAUAAGGAUCAUUGGAUGGACGAAGAGGAAGAGGAAGACGAUGGGGAGGCCGCCGCGAUGGAGAAAGAAGAGUUCUUAACUGAGGAGGACCUGAAAAGAGAAGAGGAGCAAAUACGGGAAUUAGAGCGAAAAAAGAGAGAAUUGCAGGGAAGGUUGAAGACGAUAGAGGAAGACCUCGGCGGAUUACUGAACCUGUAA
Molecule: messenger RNA, 762 nt
Organism: Daldinia childiae
Lineage: Eukaryota; Fungi; Ascomycota; Sordariomycetes; Xylariales; Hypoxylaceae
Product: putative dash complex subunit spc34 protein
Exons: 2
Coding region: 1-762 (253 amino acids)
Biological process (GO): attachment of spindle microtubules to kinetochore
Cellular component (GO): spindle microtubule; DASH complex
Source: RefSeq, a predicted model, not a curated record